Aegilops tauschii subsp. strangulata is the source of this 3912-nucleotide messenger RNA. Lineage: Eukaryota; Viridiplantae; Streptophyta; Magnoliopsida; Poales; Poaceae. The record is from RefSeq and is a predicted model, not a curated record.
UUUGUCGCUUUUAUCUAAACACCAAAAUACAUCUAGAUGCAUUCAUUUAAACGAUAAGCAGACACAUCCGUUUAAACGACAGGUAAUAUGGUUCGGAGAAGUACAAUAUUUGUGUAAAUCAACAUAAAUUUAUGACAAAAUUUAUUGGUGAAGUCUCUAGUAGAGAAAAGAGUACUCCGACGGGCAAAGAUUAGUGUAAAAGACUUGGCUCUAGUUACGUGCUUACAGGUGGGUCCCAUUGGUUCUCAGACGCUAGGCGUGCUGACCGGCGGCGACGGCGGAAUACGGGAGGGGGGGCGGCGUUGAGGCCCUCUCGAGCUGCGGUGGAGGCACGUCUCGCCCUGCGUCGGCGCGGACAGCAGACACCGGUGAGGGAGGGUGUGGAACUGUGGCGGCGUGGCGCGGAUGCGCGGUGGAGAUUCUCCUUUCGUCUUCCUCCGCGCCAGGACAGCACCAAGCGGCUAGGGCCGUCCUCGCCCGCGUCUGGGCGGCACGUCUCGCCAUGUCGGUGUCAACCAGUUCGCGCCGCUUGAUGGUUCAGGCGCAGGCUGCAUCAGGCGGUGAGCGGCGGCAGCGGCGGCGGCGGCGUCCUCUCCUGUUGCGAGAUUCAGGCCAGGUGGGGGCUAUGAGCCGCCGCAUGGUCCGACGCGUCUUGGAGCGGAACAUCGAGGAGCGGUACCGCGCGGGGCACAUUGGCACCGAGGACGCACUCCACCUGUUCGACGAAUUGCUCCAGGUUGCCGGGCCCUCCUCGACCCGCGCCAUCAACUGCCUCCUCUACGUUGUCGGCCGUGAUUGCCCUGCUCUCGGCGUCUCCCUCUUCAACCGGGUCGCAAGAGCCAAGGUGCCCCCACACAAUGUCACCUACAGCAUCCUCAUCGGCUGCUGCUGCCAUGCGGGCCGGUUAGACCUCGGUUUCGCCGCCAUGGGCAACAUCAUUAAGCUGGGUUUUGCGGCUGAAGCCAUGUUCAGUUUCAGCCACCUACUCAGGGCCGUCUGCGCGGAGAACAAGACCAGCUAUGCAAUGGACAUCGCACUCCGGCGAAUGCCCGAGUUUAACUGCACACCGAAUGUUUUCUCCUAUAGCAUUCUUCUCAAAGGUCUCUGUGUUGAGAAGAGAAGUCAAGAGGCUCUUGAGCUUAUUCACAUGAUGGUCGAUGCUGGAGGUAGCUGCCAACCUAAUGUGGUGUCCUAUAGCACUGUAGUUGAUGGCCUGUUGAAAGAGGGUGAGGUGAACAAAGCUUACAGCUUACUUUGUGAAAUGCUACAUCAGGGGAUUUCACCGAAUGUUGUGACGUAUAGCUCAAUCAUCUUUAGCAUGUGCAAGGUUCAAGCAAUGGAUAAGGCCGAGGAGGUCCUUCAACAGAUGUUUGAUACAGGUAUUCUGCCAAAUAUUACUACAUAUAAUAGUCUGAUACACGGAUAUUAUUCAUCAGGACAGUGCGAAGAGGUGGUUCGUAUUUUCAAGAAAAUGUCUAGGAAUGGUGUUCAGCCAGAUAUUGCAACUUACAACAUACAGAUGGAUUAUCUUUGCAAGAGUAGAAGAUUUGCGGAAGCUAGAACUAUUUUUGAUUCUAUGGCCGGUAAGGACCAAAAACCGAAUGUUACUAGCUACAGUAUUCUGCUUCAUGCGUAUGCUAUGGAACAGUCAUUCCAUGAUAUGCAUUGUCUCAUUGAAUUGAUGGUAGAAAAUGGUAUUGCACCAGAUCAUUCUGUGUACAACAUACUGAUAGUUGUAUAUGCUAAGGGGAAAAUGGUUGAUGAGGUAAUGCAUAUAUUUACAAAAAUGCGGCAGCAAGGAUUGAACCCAAAUGCUGCGAACUAUGGAACAGUAAUAAACUUACUUUGCAGUAUUGGCCGAAUGGAUGAUGCUAUGUUGCAAUUCAAUCAAAUGAUAACUGAAGAAUUAGCUCCUGAUAUCAUAGUUUUCAACACUCUUAUAAGUGGUUUUUGUUCUUGUGGAAAAUGGGAGAAGGUUCAUGAACUACUUGCUGAAAUGUUGAAUCGUGGCAUCUAUCCCGACAACGUGUUCUUCAACACAAUUAUGGAUCACCUUUGCAAAAAUGGAAGGGUUAUGGAAUCCCAAGAUCUCGCUGACCUGAUGAUACACAUGGGUUUGAAGCCUGACGUGCAUACUUAUAACACACUGAUGGGUGGAUACUUUUUCAUUGGUAAGAUGGAUGAAGUGAGGAAGUUACUUGACCAUAUGGUCUCAAUUGGCAUGGAACUGGAUGUUGUCACCUAUAACACACUGAUUGAUGGUUACUUUAAGAAUGGAAUGAUAGAUGAUGCGUUAGCUGUUUUCAGUGAAAUGUUGGACAAGAAAGUUAAGCCUUGCGCUAUCACUUAUAACACAGUGCUGCAUGGGUUAUUUCAUACUGGAAGGACUGUUGCUGCAAAUGAACUCUAUCUCAGGAUGAUUGACAGCGGAAUAUGUGUGGAUAUUGUGACCUACAACAUUAUUCUCAGUGGUCUGUGUAGAAAUAACUGUGUGGAUGAAGCACUAAGAAUGUUUCAAAACCUGUGUUCAACAAAUUAUCAACUUGAGACCAGGACUUAUAAUAUUAUGAUUAGUGCGUUGCUUAAAGUUGGCAGGAAGGAAGAAGCCACAGGUUUGUUGGAUGGAAUCUCGGCCAAAGGAUUUGUGCCCGAUGCUGUUACGUAUAGAUUAAUGAUACAAAGCUUUUAGAAGAAGGAUCUCUGCAAGAAUGGUUUGCUGCCUACUCCCGUAUGUUAAAUGCCAUCGUUAGAAUGCUACUUCAAAAAGAGGAGGUGCCCAGUGGGGAAAUUCAUGAGAGGAGCUUCACCCUUGAGGCUUCCGCAGCUGGCUUGUUGACUGCACUUACUUCAGGGGGAAAUGUCAGCAGUAUCAGAGAUUUCUCCUAAAAAAUAUCAUUCUUUUCUGGAAUAGGGAACUGGUUGAAACCUUUUCUAGUGAUUUUAGCUAAUCGAGGGCAGAACAUUUCUUUGCAGUUGCAGCCAAGGAUGUGCUUCGUGAAGGUGCAAAUAAGCUUCUGAAUCAAGUUAUGACGGUGAUGAAUGCUCAGACUACAGGUGCAAGAGAUGCUGAUGUAUUAGGCAGGCAUGCAGUCAGGUACAGAUAAGCUGAUGUACUGAGCUGACAUGUUGCCAGUUGCAGCCAAGGAUGCGCUUCAUGGAGGUGGAAAUAAGCUUCUGAAUCAAGUUAUGACAGUGAUGAAUGUUCAGACUACAGGUGCAAGAGAUGCUGAUGUAUUAGGCAGACAUGCAGUCAGGUACAGAUAAGCAUGCUCUGUGUGGAAGGGGCUCACAAACUUCUGAAUGAAGGAGCGGCGGUGAUGAGUUCUGAGACUCUGCAGACUACAGGUGGGAGAGUAGAUGGAUAUGAGAAAGGAAGAAGCAAAGAUGCUUUGGGCUUUGCUUGCUGAUGACUGCUCCUGCUCGUGUUAGAGGCGUUGCAAAGCGAGCAGUUCGGAUCCUCCUCGUCCUCGGCCCUUAUCGUGAACAGAAGUAAGAAGCCAGGUUACUUGUUGUUCGCAACGAAGAGAAAAAAACUAUAUAUGUGAUACAAGCAAAUUUGAAAAGCCAAGCUGUCAAACUACAGUGCGACACAACUGGGGUGUAAUAAUUAUUGACUAGCGUGGGCACAUAAACUUGUUUUAUGUGUGCUUGAGAAGGGCUUGUGCAAGAUGUUAAGGUUACUGUGAAGAUGAAAAACCUUCUACCAGAGGCUGAGAGCUUUAUAGUUUUGGGAUUCAAUGGGUGGCUUCCAUGAAACAUCAUCUUUUGUUGAGGUAUGCGGUGUUUCACAUAUAUCUGUUGCUGUAGUUUCUUAAGAGAUAUACAUAGACCAAUUUCAUCUGAUAAGAUAGGCAUGCUUGCCUUGUAAAGGACAGUGACAUUUGACAGUUGUUGUUUGGGGACUCUUUAUCA